Messenger RNA from Capsaspora owczarzaki ATCC 30864, 1939 nucleotides. RefSeq lists its product as hypothetical. Bases 138 to 1793 code for a protein of 551 amino acids. NCBI's taxonomy places the organism in Eukaryota, Filasterea, Ministeriida, Capsasporidae. The record is from RefSeq and is a predicted model, not a curated record. The transcript has a single exon.
GGAGAUUGAACUCCUAAACAAGCCAUCUAUCUCAGUGCUCUUUCACCACAACCCAAUUUCCACUGCCACGAAAAGAAGACCCUCCACCCAACAAACCAAUUUCAUUGCAUACCAUUUCUACCCACUUGAGCACACCCAUGCAUCGCAUGCAUCGACGUGUGCUCGCCGUGUGCUGCGUCGUCAUCGCACUGGCGGGAUUCGCUGCGGGAGCAGACCGCGCCAAGCCGUCGUCUGCCCCAGCCGACGUUGUCCACGAACGCGACACGCCGCUGACACGAGUGGCGUUCGGAUCGUGCAGCCGCCCCACGUUGCCGCAGCGUCUGUGGAAGCCCCUGGGCGAGCUCGAGCCGGAGGUGUUCGCGUGGCUUGGUGACGUGGUCUAUGCGGACUCGCGUGAGCAGACGUUCGUCUGGCGCCCGUCGCCGCUGGAGCACGUCAGGGACAUCUACGCAAUGCAGAAAGCGCUGCCAGAGUACAAGGCGUUUGUGGACGGACCGAGCAAGCCGCUCGUCCUCGGCGUGUGGGACGACCACGAUUUCAACCUGAACAAUGGCGGCGAUCGCAACCAACUCCGCGACAGUGUGCAGGAAAUCUUUCUCGAUUUCCUCGACGAGCCUGCAGAGUCGCUCCGGCGGCAGCGAGAGGGCCUGUACGUGUCCCAUGCGUGGUCUGGGCCCGACCGCAAGGGCAGGAUUCGACGUGUCAAGCUGAUCCUGCUCGAUGUUCGCUACUUUCGGCAGGACUUUGAUAGCGAUACGGACAGCAAGUGGGCAAUGUGGAUUUCCAGCUUGACCGCGGGGCAGCCGGUCAAUGUCAACUUCCCGGGCGUCGGCGACGAGCAAGUCGUGCGCCACGAAGAGCUGCGACACAAGCAGCAUCGCGAUCACUCCCGCGGAGACAUGCUGGGCGAUGCUCAGUGGACGUGGCUUGAAGCCCAGCUGCGCGACAGUGCCGAGCAGCAGUUUGAUCUCACUCUGAUUGGGUCUGGAGUCCAAGUCCUCAGCGACACGCCCAUUAUCGAAAAGUGGGGUCUGUUUGGCUCAAGCCAACGCCGACUGCUCAAAACCGUGCACGACCUUGGUGUUCCUGGCGUUGUCUUCCUCAGUGGCGAUGUUCACAUGGGCGAAAUGCUGUGCACGGACGACACGGAGGACUACUUGCUCGGGUUGAGUUACCAAUCAGCGCACAGCACGCCCGUUCCAGCCCAGCGACCGCAUCACCUGCCCGAUGACAGCCCUAUUACAGUCAACACCGUCCCGCGCCUGGGCUAUCCGCUUUUUGAGUUUACGUCGUCCGGCAUGACGCACAGCUGCAAAACUCAGAUUCCCAUCGUCUCUUGUCUCUUUGCCGUCAACUGGCUUGCCCCCGGAACCUUCCGAGUUGGGCCUACCAUCUUUGAUGACUUGAACUUUGGCUUUAUCGAAAUCGAUUGGGAUAAUGAGGUCGUCGAAGCCUCUAUCCGGGGCAAAGAUGGCGCGGCUGGACUUGUCACAAAGAUUCCGUUCUCUCGGCUGCGCCCAUUCCAACAAAGCGACAAGGAGACUGCGUCGGCAUCGGAGCUCCAGUACGAAGCGCAUCUGUGUCCCCAUCGUCAUCCUGUCGACGAUGUGCACUUGUGGGCGCGAUUCGGCGUGCGCGUUGUCCUGAUUUCGGCCCUUUUGGUGCUCGUGCUUGGCGUCCCCUUGUUGUGUUUGAGCCUGCCUUUCCUGCUUCUCCGCUGUGUUUGGCGAUGGCGCUUUCGCGCAGCCAGCACCUCUGCCUCAUCGCAACCGCGUCAUGCCAAAUCGGAGUAGCAUCCACUGUUGUUUGGUGCAAACGUAGAAUUGAACAUUGAACAUCGCUCUCUCAGAUCUGUUGCUUCAUCCAACCUUCGUUCUCCUUGUGUGAUGCGUUGUCCAACAUUUCACGUUGCCUAUUUAAAAAAAUCUGAAAAUCGCCA